AUGUCGUCCUGGAAAAGGGCAUCCAAAAGCAAUCGGAAGGUGCAUCGCGAAGGCCAUCAACCCGUGGCGCGCCAGCAUCUCGGUCUGCUCGAGAAGCAGAAGGACUACAGAAAGUGUGCCAUCGACGCACAGCACAAGGAGAGAACGCUGAAGCUGAGCGACGAUGUGCAUCGCGAUCGGGAGGCCACGGACAAGCAUACGCCUGACCAGUUGGCGCUCAUGCAGACCCAAGAUCUGAACCGAAAGCAUAGCGCCUUCCGUAAGGUGCUACAGGCGAAUGCAAAAAUCUUGGGGCUGCGUCGGUUGCAUCGGUUCCAUCAGUCCGUGUCGACGUUUAAUCUCGAAUUCGUGGAUCUGUUCUGA
Messenger RNA from Drosophila grimshawi, 363 nucleotides. Its product is annotated as probable U3 small nucleolar RNA-associated protein 11. Lineage: Eukaryota; Metazoa; Arthropoda; Insecta; Diptera; Drosophilidae. Gene Ontology annotation, cellular component: small-subunit processome; nucleolus. Bases 1 to 363 code for a protein of 120 amino acids. The record is from RefSeq and is a predicted model, not a curated record. The transcript has 3 exons. Gene Ontology annotation, biological process: rRNA processing.